Messenger RNA from Papaver somniferum (opium poppy), 912 nucleotides. RefSeq lists its product as uncharacterized. The coding region runs from base 237 to 647 and encodes 136 amino acids. NCBI's taxonomy places the organism in Eukaryota, Viridiplantae, Streptophyta, Magnoliopsida, Ranunculales, Papaveraceae. The record is from RefSeq and is a predicted model, not a curated record. The transcript has 2 exons.
UGACCACAUUCAAUACCUUUCAUGUUUUCAUCAUAUAGGGUUCGGUAUCAGUUGCUUUACUAGUGUGGGGGAAACAAUGAAAGGAUGGUCACAUCCUCCAAUUUGGUUACUGGAGGAUUUGAUGCACUCAAGCACAUAGGCCAAAAUGUGCAAAUUUAGAAACCAUCUCUUGCCAAUAGCGUGUUCACCAGCUGUAAUCCGGGUUAAGAACUUGCAAACUAGCAUACGCCAGCGAAAUGACAAAUUUUCAAACAAAACAAAACACAAAAAACAUUCAGAAAAGUAUGUUUUUCACCCAUGUUACUGGACUCCUGCACAAUUGGGCCUAUAUCCUUCAAACUUCAAAGGGAUACUGUCAAGAAGCAAGGGGAGAAUCUUCUGGAUGGUCCUCUAAAGAGCAACUUGAACUAAAUGGUGCCGAAAUGGCUUUACAAUGCGCUAUUGAGCUGAGUGGCUACAAUGUGGAAUUCAAAAGUGAUUUGGAACAGAUUCUUCAGCUCCUAAUUGGAAUGUACGCAGGGAAAAAAGAAGAAGAUUCACUAAUAGCACCAUGUUUGGUGACCAGUCACCAGUACUCCUUAAUUUCAAAGCAAUUUCCUUUAAUCUUCUUAGCAGAUUCGACAACUUACUUGCUUCUAACAUACUAGUGCUCUGCAACAAAGUCGUUUUAAACAACAGUUGAGUUGGGGAAAGCCUGCAUGCUAUCAUUACUUAUCUAUCUCACACCAAGACUAGAUCAUCCAAUAAUCUUUAUGUCCUACCUACCUCCGUAUCCCUAGUGGAAUUUUGAGCAGACUAUGUUUCAGACUACUUUUUUCUUACAAAAGAAACAACAUAUCCUUCAAUAAUUGAAAUCUGAUUCUGAAAAAAUCAACUAACACAAAGGGAGUCUGACAACUGCAUACCUGUACU